GUCCUGGGUCUGUCAAUCCAUGCCAGUACCUGUGUUGAUGUGCCUGUGCCUCGUCAUCCGACAGCCUCAUCAUCAGCAUCACGCCUAGGGUCAGCAAGCUUAGGUUCAGAUCAAUCAAGACCUCAUGGCUGUGUUGUUGUGUGGGUCUGAAUGGAGAACCAUCAGAGGACCCUCAGAACAAACUAAAAUUUGUAUUUUAGUCACAAAGGAGUUAAAGCUACACCUGAAGGCUGCUGGUUGCUGAUUGGUCAUGAGGCAGCAGGUGGACAGCUGCUAUGAUGAAACGUGACUCCUUCAUCCGUUAUUCAGCAGGUUCCCUUUGUUUCUGCAGCAUUUGGUGAGCACAGAGACGGAAGGUGAGUUCUGUUCUGUUCGAGCGGCACCAAGAGUUGUGAGUCGGUGUUUUCUUCAGUCUUCUCUGAAUAAUUUGUUUUACUUCUCUUUCUUCUGUAAACCAUUGAAGUGAGGAUGCUUUAUUCAAGACUCAAGCUCAUGUAUUGUCACUGCACAGGUGUACAACGGAAAGGACUGUACACUCAUUAAAGACAGCUCACGUAAGGAGGUGGUAAAAUAAAAUAACAAGGCUAUAAAAUAGAAGUCAUGCAAACACCCUCUCUCACACACACACGCACACCUUUCACACACACAGCCAGCUAAAGGUGCAGCAUGUUUUUAGCAUAAUGUAGACAUGAUAAAAGGAAAAGACUAAAUAUAAAGAAACCAACGCCUUCUCUCCUGCCACUCAAAGCGAGCAGACGCUUUUCUUUUCUUUUGCUCUGUCCCUUUUCUUCCCAAGGCUCUUUGUCCUGUCUGCUCUGAGAGCGAAACUUUGGAUUCUUUCUGGAAUUAUAUUUUUAAAAUGAUGGAUCGGGUCAACUGGUCACAGAACAGCAUUGAUGAAAGUUUUAGACAUUCAAAACGGAGAAGGGAGCUCCUUUUAAUCCUGCACGGAAUCGUGUGUCUUUCGCUUCUUUCCGUUGAGGACCCAGAAGACGUACGGUUUGGAUUUAUGAUUUUUGGAUACCUGCUGAUUGAAGUGGGCAGCUAUCUGACAUUUAUGGAGCUGUCGGAGGCUACUGGAAAAAUCCCUGAGCUCUGGGAUGGAAAGGCUGGAAUUUACCCACUGGAGGAUUGAGCCUGUGAUGCUCACCCACUGCUGCAGCCUAGAGAUAAGGAUCUUAUGGACAGCGAUCAAAGGCAGCCACUAGAUCAAAAAGAACAAAAAUAACUGAUUUACUGUAGUCUCACACUAAUAAAACAACAAUAUUAAUAAUAAUAAUAAUAACAGUAGAGAAGACUAAUGCGGUGAUGCUGUAAACCCAAACAGAAAAACAUUUCAUGGUAACUCAGGAAGGAACUCAGUUGUGUGUAAAUGAGGCGCUCCUUUAACUCUUUUGAGUAGUGUAUUGAUGUUCUUGUCAAACAUCUGCAGAUGCUUUUAGGAUGAAGAAUGAAAUAUUCAACAAUAAAUCUGGUGUUUCUGUGGUUAUUUACUCGCAGACAAACCUGGAACCCAUCAUGGAUCUGGACACUGGUGAGACAAUCUUCCAUCAGUUCUCCUGAGUUAGAUUCUGAUGCCAUAGACCCCUGAUCCAGCUGCACUUCACUUCAGUUCCAACAUCUCAUAUUGUGUUGUUCUUUGGACACAGAAACGUGACACAUUUUGGUUUGUUGUGGGCUUGUGUUGUUGUUGGGAAGGGGCCGCUAGAGAACAACAUCUGGUAAACCUGACUCCUUUAGAACCUAAUCCCUGAGCCUGGUCUGCCAGGUGCAUCUCUGACUUCAGUCACAUGGUCAUGUGACUGUCUGUACCAGAGUCUGAAUCCUUCAUUGUAACAUGACAACAUGAGGAUGACCCUUUUCUGCUUCUAUGAACAGAAAUGAUUCAUAAAACUCAUCCAAGUGUUUACCGAGCCACUUUGAAGCUUCUGUCUCUGCAGAAGCUCUGCCAAAUGGAUGUGGUGUUGGUUCGACACAUCACUGCAGCCUUCCAUGUGGGGCGCGGGGCGAAGAAGCCUGACAUUGUCGUGAUGGACAGGGAAGAAGUGAGUUAUCUUCUGAACAGGAUAUUCCACAGCGUGUCCCAGGAGGUGUCAGGUCAUGUGACUGAGGCGGGUCCUGAGGAGACGUGCAGUCUUAUGUUCAGGCUGUUUGAACGUGAUCAGACUGGUUCUGUAUCGGCCCAGUCUGUAAAAACUGCUCUGAUCGCUCUGUCUGCUGACAACCUGCUGCAGAAAUACACAGGUCUUAUUAAUGUUCUAAGGAAGGAUUCAGGAUCCAUCAGCAGGUCUGGACUCAAAUCUAUGCUAAAGGAUCUCAGCCAGGUUCCUGCGGCAGUGCAGGAGGAAGGUGUGUUUGGCAAUGUGGAGGAAGCUCUGAGUUCAUGUUUCAACAAGGUGAUGGCUCCAUCAGUGAGUAAAGAACAUAUGUUUUCUUGGCUGCAAAGUGAGCCACGACUGUUGCUAUGGAUACCAACUCUGUACAGGCUGUUGGUGGGACAAAAGGUCAGUCACGCCGUCCGCUGUCACGUCUGCAAACAGUUCCCCAUCAAAGGACUCAGAUAUCGUUGUAAGAAAUGUGUGAAUGUCCACGUGUGUCAGAGCUGUUACCUGAGCAAACGACAGACCAGGAAACACAGGACCCACCAUCCAGUGGUUGAGUUCUGCAACCAGCCCACCUGGAAAGAAUCUCUGUCCUCUUUGGCCCGAAAUGCUCGUCAUGCCCUGUUACCAUGGAGAUACACUCAGAGAGAUGGUGAAAUGAGGGUCCUGAUGUGGGCGGAGCCAGGAGAGGUCCAGAACAGAGCUCCGCCCCCUUCUCAUGCCUCACAAUUGGCUCAGUCAACCCAAAGUCCCUCAUCUGACGAAGUUUACCAUGAUGUUGCAGUAGAUGCUUUAGCUCCACCCCUUUGCUCAUCCAAGUGUCUCCAGACAGACAAGGAAAUGCAUAGCCAGCAGGAGUCGGUGGCGCUGCUAAGCCAAGUCAAGAACCUGGAGAGAGACAAGUGGCUGCUGGAGCAGCAGCUGCAGGCCUGGAGACUCACUGUCCAAUCAGAACAGGACGCCCUGGUGGACAGGUGCUCUGAGAUGGAGGUUACCAUGGAAACCCUUAAACAACACAACAACCGGCUGCAGGGGAUGCUCACGCAGGCUCUAACCAAUAUGGAGGCUCAACAACACGCUAACAACACGCCUCCAAGCUUUAACUCGGAACGUAUAGAACAUGAAACCUCCAGCCCUCAACACGCUAACAACACGCCUCCGAGCUUUAACUCGGAACGUAUAGAACAUGAAACCUCCAGCCCUCCACAUGCUAACAACACGCCUCCGAGCUUUAACUCGGAACAUAUAGAACAUGAAACCUCCAGCCCUCAACACGCUAACAACACGCCUCCGAGCUUUAACUCGGAACGUAUAGAACAUGAAACCUCCAGCCCUCAACACGCUAACAACACGCCUCCGAGCUUUAACUCGGAACGUAUAGAACACGAAACCUCCAGCCCUCAACACGCUAACAACACACCUCCGAGCUUUAACUCGGAACGUAUAGAACGUGAAACCUCCAGCCCUCAACACGCUAACAACACACCUCCGAGCUUUAACUCGGAACGUAUAGAACGUGAAACCUCCAGCCCUCAACACGCUAACAACACGCCUUCGAGCUUCAACACAGAACACACAGACAGAGGAAACUCCAGGUCUUCCUUUGACUCCCUAACAAACUCAGAAGAAGAGCUGAGAGUGACUGGACAGCAGACUCCAUCUCCCACAAUUCAUCAGGGCUGGACCCUGCCACAUGAGGACCUCCAUGGGGAGACGGAGACUUUAGAGACAUAUCACCAUCAGCCAACAAGACAACAGAGUAGGUCGAAGAAGGAGGGGCUACUGACAGAAGACAAAUGCCUUUUUGCAGAAAGAGAGGAUUGUGGGAAAUGUAGUCCUGAACAGAUGCUCCAGGAAGCCGUUAUCAAACUGAAGACUGAGAUGGAGAAUAAGAGGUGCACAGAGGGACAGAGAAAUGAGACAAGGACAGGUACACGGUGGGAGGCGGAGAUUCUGAAAGCAGCAGAAGUGGUGGGGGACUCAAUACACCACCUGGUGGAAGGCAUGAGAACAAUUAGACCAGGUGACUCAUGUUCAGAGUAAAAAAACGUUUAUUCAGAACGAGAUUGUUCAUGUUUAAAUAAAAAGAAAAUAAAAAGUAUAACAAGCACACCUGUGUAAAAAAAGUAUGAAAGCACACAUCUGCCAAGGUUCAGGACAAACACCUGGAACGUGGCUGAUGAUGUCAUAGUCACAUUCAAAAUAAAGUACUAUUUAAAUCAUUUUACUGGUUUUUAUUUGAAGGUGAAAAUAAAUUAUAAAUCCUUUCUGACUCUGACUUGUGGGACACAGAUGAUCAAUUUGUAAAUGACAUGUUUACAAAACAAAUGAUUAAAUUGUAUUUAUUUAUUUGGAGUUUUUCCCUAAAUAAUAAACAUGAGGCUCAAAAUAUCACAGAUAAUGCUUGGAGCUAAUUUGGGUUUUUAAA
This is a messenger RNA of Nothobranchius furzeri (turquoise killifish), 4530 nucleotides long. It is a transcript of the gene dytn, whose product is annotated as dystrotelin. The record is from RefSeq and is a predicted model, not a curated record. Lineage: Eukaryota; Metazoa; Chordata; Actinopteri; Cyprinodontiformes; Nothobranchiidae. Gene Ontology annotation, molecular function: zinc ion binding. Gene Ontology annotation, biological process: synaptic signaling. Gene Ontology annotation, cellular component: plasma membrane.